AUGCUGUGCUGCAUAAGAAGAACCAAACCGGUGGAGAAAAAUGAGGAUGUGGACCAGAAAAUUGAGCAGGAUGGUACCCCUAACAAACCUGAAGACAACAAGGCCCAUAAGGCAGCGACCAAAAUACAGGCCAGCUUCCGCGGACACAUAACUCGGAAAAAGAUGAAAGAUGGAGAAGAAGAGAAGGACGGAGACAAUCCUGCUGCUGCAGAAGAAGCAACAGAGGGUGGCGAGGAGGUGAAGAAAGCAGAAGCCGAAGAAGGGAAUGCCACAGAAGAAAAGGAAAAAAAGGAAGAGGAAACGAGCCAAGCCAAAAGUCCAGUGGCAGAAAAGCCUGCUAACUCACCAGCAGCCGCUGUUCCCUCUCCUGCAGGAGCAGCAACGUCUCCUGUAGGGGCAGCACCUGCCGCUUGUCCCGCAGCAUCCUCUGAGCCCCCCAAAGAGGAGCCCAAGGCUGAGGAGAAAGCUGAAGAGAAGCCCAAAGAGGUGGAGGCUCCAGCCGCAGCAAAGAGUCCCACCACAGCCACAGUUGAGGAGAAGGCGGAGGAGAAAAAAGAGGCGGCCAGACAAGCCGAUGUGCCUGCUGCUGUCAGCCCGGCAGCUGAGAAGGAGGAGCUUGACCAAACAAAAGAUAAAGAUGCUGCAGAUGAGUCUAAAGCAGAGGGCGAUACCCCAGCAGAUGCAGCGCCAGAGGCCACCGAGAGCAAGGAGGACUGA
Messenger RNA from Nerophis lumbriciformis (worm pipefish), 717 nucleotides. The record is from RefSeq and is a predicted model, not a curated record. Lineage: Eukaryota; Metazoa; Chordata; Actinopteri; Syngnathiformes; Syngnathidae.